AUGGAUCCCAGCACCAAUAAGAUCUAUCAUGUACACGGUUAUGAUUCCAGACAACACUUGGACCAUUAUUUUUCGGAUAAACCUGAAAUGGUUUUUGCAGAGGAUUCAUUGAUUUUUCCCAUUGAAAAUCUUACAAAAACCUUUACAGAGGGUCACAUCAAAGGAGAUGUCCUGAUAGACCUCAGCUCUGGUUCCCUGGUUCAUCAUCUGUAUUCGGCCUGUGAGUUUUUCAGACACAUCAUAGUCCUGAAGGUCAGUGACAGAUGCAUCAUGGAGCUGAAGAGAUGGCUGGACACACGGACAGGAGCAUUUAAUUGGGGACAUGCGACAAAACUUCAUUUAGAGAAAGAAGAUAAAAGUGACCAAUUACAGGAAACAGAAGGAAAAGUUAGAUCGGCCGUUCAACAUGUUAUGAAAUGUGACUUUGAGAAAGAAAAUAUGACGGAUCCGAUAGUCUUACCACCAGCAGAUUGUAUCAUCAGCGCUUGGCUCCUAGAUGUUAUCUGCAAAGACCAAGAUGAUUAUAUAAGAUAUCUGAGGAAGUUCUCCAAGCUGCUGAAACCUGGAGGACACCUCAUAAUAAUUGGGUGUUUAGAUACAACAUAUUACACAGUCGGGAAAGACAGGCUCCAUUAUCUCACAUAUGAUGAGGAUUUGGCCAGGAAAGCUCUAGUUGGAGAAGGAUUUGUUAUAGACGGCUGUAAGGUUAAGAAGAGAACGGCUGUGAGUGACCUUGUUGAUUAUAAGUCUCUCAUAUUCAUUACAGCUCACAAGGAGAAGUAG
This is a messenger RNA of Hyla sarda, 783 nucleotides long. Its product is annotated as nicotinamide N-methyltransferase-like. The record is from RefSeq and is a predicted model, not a curated record. Gene Ontology annotation, cellular component: cytosol. Lineage: Eukaryota; Metazoa; Chordata; Amphibia; Anura; Hylidae. Gene Ontology annotation, molecular function: N-methyltransferase activity. The transcript has 3 exons. The coding region runs from base 1 to 783 and encodes 260 amino acids.